Messenger RNA from Drosophila rhopaloa, 4669 nucleotides. RefSeq names its product ecdysone-induced protein 78C. Gene Ontology annotation, molecular function: sequence-specific DNA binding; nuclear receptor activity; zinc ion binding. The transcript has 7 exons. NCBI's taxonomy places the organism in Eukaryota, Metazoa, Arthropoda, Insecta, Diptera, Drosophilidae. Gene Ontology annotation, biological process: regulation of DNA-templated transcription. The coding region runs from base 16 to 2583 and encodes 855 amino acids. The record is from RefSeq and is a predicted model, not a curated record.
UCCGAUCCGAGCAACAUGGAUGUAUACCAAAUAGAGCUGGAGGCACAGGCACAAAUCCGCUCCAAUCUUCUGGUCGAAACCUGCGUGAAGCACUCCUCGGAGCAGCAGCAGCAGCUCCAGGUCAAGGAGGAGGACCUCAUCAAGGAUUUUGCUCGGGGCCAGGAACAGCAUAGUGAGGAAGAGGAGAAGGAGGAGGAGGAGGAGGAAGAAGACGAGGAAGAGGACGACGACGACGACGGGGCAGAGGAAGAGGAGGAGGACGACUGCGAAGGCGAAGUUGCCCUGCUGCCGGCGGUCAAUUUUAAUGCAAAUUCAGACUUUAAUUUGCAUUUCUUUGACACACCAGAGGACUCGUCCACCCAAGGGGCCUACAGCGAAGCCAAUAGCUUGGAGUCCGAGCAGGAAGAGGAGGAGCAGCAUCCUCCGCAGCAACAGCAGCCACAUCACCGGGAAUUGCAGGAUUGCCUAAGUGCCAUUGAAGCCGAUCCCCUGCAGUUGUUGCAGUGCGACGACUUCUACAGAACAGCAGCGCCAGUAGAGAGUGUUGCAGCCAGCCUAGCCCCCGCACAACAGCAACUUGCCCACCAGCAACAGCAGCAACAGCAGCAGCAGCAACACCCUGGACAGCAGCAACACCAGCUCAACUGCACGCUGAGCAAUGGUGGAGGUGCUCUGUACACCAUCAGCAGUGUGCAUCAGUUCGGUCCGGCCAGCGGUUCCCCCUCCUCCAGCGGCGCCCACUCCUCGCCGGACAGCGGCUGCUCGUCGGCCUCCUCCUCCGGAUCGUCGGGAUCCUGUGGAUCCAGUGGGUCCGCCUCCUCCCACGCGGUCUCCUCCUCGUCGUCCUGCAACAACAACGCCAGCAACAACAGCUCCAACCCCGCAGCAACAUCUUCAUCUGUUGCGCAUCUGAACAAAGAGCAACAGCAGCAGCCGCAGACGACGACACAGCUGCAGCAGCAACACCAGCACCAGCAAUUGCAACACCCGCAGCAGCAAUCUUUUGGCCAAGCGGACAGCAGCAACAACAACAGCAGCAACAGCAACGGCAGCAACAACAACGGGGUCUCCUCGAAAUCAUUUGUCCCCUGCAAAGUUUGUGGCGACAAGGCAUCGGGCUACCAUUAUGGAGUAACCUCCUGCGAGGGUUGCAAGGGUUUCUUUCGUCGCAGCAUCCAGAAACAAAUCGAAUACCGCUGUUUGCGGGACGGCAAGUGUCUGGUCAUCCGGCUGAAUCGAAAUCGCUGCCAGUAUUGCCGCUUCAAGAAAUGCCUCUCCGCUGGCAUGAGCCGCGAUUCUGUACGUUAUGGUCGCGUUCCCAAGCGUUCCCGUGAGCUGAACGGAGCAGCCGCCGCCUCCGCCGCUGCAGGCGCUCCAUCUGCCAUAAAUGUGGAUGACACCUCCGGCAGCACACUGCAACCCAAUCAGUUACAGCAGCAACAGCAACAGCAGCAACAUCUCCUGCAGCAGCAGCAGCAGCAGCAACAUCAGCAACAGCAACAUCAGCAACAACAGCAGCAACCGCAUGUGAGCGGAGCUAGAGUGAAGACACCGAGUACUCCACAAACGCCACAAAUGUGUUCGAUCGCCUCCUCGCCAUCGGAGCUGGGCGGUUGCAAUAGUGCCAAUAACAAUAAUAAUAAUAACAACAAUAGCAGCGGCAAUGCCAGCGGCGGCAGCGGCGUAAGCGUCGGCGUUGUUGUUGUGGGCGGACACCAGCAACUGGUGGGCGGCAGCAUGGUGGGCGUGGGCAUGGGCACGGAUCACCAGGUGGGCAUGUGCCACGACGGACUGGCCGGAACGGCCAACGAGCUGACCGUCUACGAUGUGAUCAUGUGCGUGUCGCAGGCGCACCGCCUCAACUGCUCCUACACGGAGGAACUGACCAGGGAGCUGAUGCGCCGCCCCGUGACGGUGCCACAAAAUGGGAUUGCCAGCACAGUGGCGGAGAGCCUGGAGUUCCAGAAGAUCUGGCUGUGGCAGCAGUUCUCGGCCAGGGUGACGCCCGGCGUCCAGCGGAUUGUGGAGUUUGCGAAACGCGUACCUGGCUUCUGUGAUUUCACCCAAGACGACCAGCUCAUACUCAUCAAGCUGGGCUUCUUCGAGGUCUGGCUGACGCAUGUGGCACGCCUAAUUAACGAGGCCACUCUGACACUGGACGACGGAGCCUACCUGACGCGCCAGCAACUCGAGAUACUCUACGAUUCUGACUUUGUGAACGCCUUGCUGAACUUUGCCAACACGUUGAACGCCUACGGGCUGAGCGACACCGAGAUCGGGCUGUUCUCGGCCAUGGUGCUGCUGGCCUCCGACCGGACGGGACUCAGCGAGCCGAAGGUGAUCGGACGGGCCAGGGAGCUGGUGGCCGAGGCGCUCCGCGUCCAGAUCGUGCGCUCCCGGGCGGGAUCCACGCAGGCGCUGCAACUGAUGCCGGCGCUGGAGGCCAAGAUACCCGAACUGCGGUCCCUGGGGGCCAAGCACUUCUCACACCUAGACUGGCUGCGGAUGAACUGGACCAAGCUGCGCCUGCCGCCCCUCUUCGCCGAGAUCUUCGACAUACCCAAGGCCGACGACGAGCUGUAGGAUGGGGGAUCCGGAUACCCGCGAUUCCAGGGCCGUGCAAAAGCAAACCGCAACAAAAUAUUCUACCACUUGUAGGCUUAAGCAACGUAGAUAUAGAGAAAAGGGAGGGCCGGAGAUCAGAUACACGUCUACUCAGCAUUACUGGAGAUAGUUCACUAAGCCUAUAUGCAUAUUUACUAGCAGUGUUAGAGCGACUAGGACUCCACUACCCGCUGAACAUAUCCAUGCGCAAACAUAAAUUAUUUAUUUCAUUGUUGACUCAUCGAGAUCCACUCCGUUCCACAUCACAUCAUCCCCAUGCACACCCAACCGAAAUUAAGAAAUCAAACGGAAAUUCACCAUUGGCCAGCUAUCCAAGGCAUCUAUUUAGAACUCGACUGAAGAGCGAGCGUUAAAGUUCGAUAAAUACUGGUUUUUUAAAUAAUAUUAACUACUAUAAACGAUAUCGGAUAUAUGUGUACGUUACAUCUAGAGAUACGACCCUAGCGUAGUCGAAAAGCAAAAAGACCCACUUCGUUUGCUUGCAAAAGUUGGAGAUCCCAUACGAUUUAAUAAUAUACAUAUGCAAAAUGAUAAAUCUAUGCCUAGUUUAAAUCAUUUUCGAGUUGAAGAUCGAUGCGUUUAUUGUAUCUGCGUGUAAAUAAAUUUAAAUUAAUUUUAACCAUUAACUCGCUGCGACUUGAUUAUUUUAAACCCCACCACCCACUGAGUUGCUCGAUGAUCCAUCCCAGAUCUUCGGCUGCAACGGCCUCCAUUCAAAGUGUUCAGUUUCUCACUUAAGAUCAGACAUUUACAUCUUACGAUUAAGAAACUUGGGUUAGAGACCAUCUAAGUUAAGUGCUUUAAGGCUUCAUUUGUAUAACUCGGAACAAUCAAAUUGUUUGAUCAAUUUUUGAAUAGAUUGGUGCUAAAUUUGUGUGUUAAGUUUACAUGGAAACAAGCGAAGAAAACCAACAGACAGGCGAACAAAAUAUAUAUAUUUAAACCUAUCUAUAUAUCAAAUACAUGUAUGUAAAAAUCAAAAGGAUUCUUCUCUAAAGCUCUUCAUUGAUUGUUGAAUUUAUAUAGAAAAUUUUGUAAAUUUUAUUAGUGUGACAAAGGAAAAUAUUAAAUGUAGAGGCAGCUGCGAUCGAUCUUGUGGCUGCCGUUUUAUGCUCCAUGUGUACCUUUCGCUUAUUGAACUAGAAUAUCGAAAUCAAUAUAGAUCUAUAUACAUAAAUUUAUAGACUACGAUUCGCAAUAUCUUAGAAGACACGCAACUUACAACGCUAGCAAUUUUCUCUCCCGAUCCUCGAAAAUCCCCUACACCACUAUACUUUUGAUCCAAGCACAAACCCAAGAAAACUCUGUGUUAAUUUUGUAAACCAGUGCGCAUAAUGGAACCUUGUGAAUGUAGCAUUAAAAACGACAACAAGAACAACAGAUUUUUAAUUACAUUAUUAACUUAUACCUAACUAUUAUAUACAGAUAUAUAAUAAAUAUAUAGAUACAAUUUUUUACCUACUGUAGCUUUGAUUACAUUUUUCAAUGAUGUGUCAAAUUUUAAAUGGUAUUAACGAUAGUCCAAAAUACUCAACAACUACAGCAGAAAAUGUUACAGCGCAUUAAGAAGGCCGACUUCCUACGAUCAUGGCUUGUUACGUGUCCACUAAUCGCUCCACUCGAAUACAGUGCAAAGAUCCAACCCAGAUAUACAUUAAUCAAAUAUCAAUAUGCAAGACAUUGCUUAGCUGUUUACUGAUCCAUACCCCCAACAUCCCGAAGAUGAGUCGGCAGCUCCGACCUUGCAAUGCCCUGUACAAUUUAAAAUUGUGUUUUCCGUAGAUCCCCCGAUAGAUGACCUGUGGUCUGUGGUGAAUCCAACCCCAUUCAUUCCGCUCACAGUGCAGGGCAUUCACAAUUAUCUGAUAUGAAGGCUGCUCGCUUUACUAACUUACUAAGAAAUAGAACAGAAAACCAUAUACAUAACACUAAGCCCAAAACAAAAUAUAACAAAUAAACAAAAGACGAUAAGAACACUGCGAAAACUAAUUAGAAAACGAAAUACAUACGCAGAUUGUAAUAAAAUUACAGAAAAGCAAACAAA